Molecule: messenger RNA, 8219 nt
Organism: Diaporthe batatas
Lineage: Eukaryota; Fungi; Ascomycota; Sordariomycetes; Diaporthales; Diaporthaceae
Exons: 5
Coding region: 850-7905 (2351 amino acids)
Source: RefSeq, a predicted model, not a curated record
UCACCCGUCAUGCGCUGCUUCUAUCAUAUUACUAUCAUGAAGAGCUGCCUUGCCAUGUGAUGGCUUCUCGUGCGCUCAGUCCCGUCAUUCUAUUUCUCGCCGCCUCCCCCACCCUUGUCGCGACAACAAGGCCAGGGCACAUCUGGACGCGACAAGUAAAAAGCCAGUAGCUGACGGUCGCACAACUACCAGUUGAGCGAUAGACAGACCUUAUUUGUCGGUCAGCCCGUCACACAUUCUGGCACUUGAGACACCCCUACCUGCCACCCAUUACAGUCUAUCCCUACGGCCAGGGAUCAGGGCCCAUUCCGUCUGGCGCAUUUUCUCGUCUCUCUGCUGCUAUCAACCCGCCACUCUCCAACUUUUUGCCGUGCUUCAACUUGCCACAACUCCUGGCUCCUUAUUCGCGAUCAGCACCCAGCGCCGUCAUAUUUCCACACCCUCCGCGACGGGCAAGCUGAGCUGCAGGCCAGGAGGACAUGCACGGCUAACAGCUCCUUGGGUUACACAACCUCCCCCCAGGACGCCAAUCCCGGGCAAGAGAGGCCCCUCUCUCGCCGUCGCAACGACUCAUUGGCCCCCUUUACUUACUUACUUUCUCGCACUCCUUGCAUGAACCGGCCCAUCGGGAUCCAGAGAAACACCUCGCCAACCAGGCCUCCUCAGGUCGUCGUCUCCCUGCGCCGCCCCGUCAACCAAGCAGCGCACAUGAAAUAACCGUGUCUGGAACCUGUCAGACCCGUCGCUGCAAAUCCGACUCCUUCACAGUUGGAACGCCUCUGCGCAGCAAGCCACUCAUGAGUUUUACAACCCGAGGACAUCGCGCGCCCAGUUCCUCCGACAUUCAGAAUGGCCGCGGCCGAAGUCCUAGCUUUCGCCGCAAGCGAUGGCUGCCAUGCGGCUCCGAGUUUCUAUAAGGCUCCUCGCCACGGUGGAGGUAGUCGACCGAGGAGGAAUAGCCAAUUCCACAAUCGAUUACAAUUGCAAUUGAGUCUCAUCUCUGAGGUGUGGGUUCAACUGCGGUGUUCUCCCCCCUCCCCCAGUUCAAAAGACUGCCGGACCAAACCACUUAUUAUCCCCGACUUCUGCUCGCCGAGAUGGUCGCGCACCCGAUGCCUGCCAGCCCCACCCAGCGACGAUUCGGAAUCAUCUGUGGAUUUGCGCAACACCAGCUGUACAGAGUCUACUGCUCAAACACGCCGCCUGCGCCCCGCGGACAGUGACGUAGUAUUGCCGAGCUCGCAAGCAGGCCGACAGAGACGUGAUGAUCGCGAUGUCGAUCUCCUAGCCGACCCGAACAUGGAUCUGAUCGAUUUCGGGUCAGACGAGGGCUUCAUUGAGGCCGCAGGGAAGAAAAAGAAGAAGCAGACAACGUCCUUCAACUGGCUUGAGGACGAGAACGACAAGAAGGAUGGGGAUGGCACGGAGGAGGGCGGCGGCGGCGACGGCAACAAGGAUCAAAACGGCGGCGAUGCGGGCGCAGGCGGCAACACAGGCGGAGAUGGUGGAGGCGAUGAUGGCGGCAAGAAAGACGACGACAAGAACGGCGGCGAAGCUGAUCCUGACGACAUCUGGGGGUUUUCCACCGUCGGCGGCAAGAAGAAGAAGAACAAGGACAAGUCCGCAGACGCCUUUGGCCUGCCAGAGGUACCACCGGUGUCGGCCGAUUUUCACGAGAUCAAAUUGGACGAUUCGGGGGGCGCAACCAGCCUAGACUUCGGUCUAGGCCCAAAGACCGACAAACCGAAAACGGGAAUCAGCGCGUGGACGUCCGGCUGGGGUGGCGGCGGCUGGGGCUGGGGAGGUCUCACCGGCUCACAGACUGAGGCCAGCAAGCCUGCCCACGAAGAGAAAACGGAAUACCCGGUUGACGACAGCCCUUGGGGCAUCAAUCGCCCGAAGCCAAAGAAGAAGGAGACUUCCACAUUCUCCUUCGGGGCUCUCGGCGACGACGAUGGCUCCAAGGACUCGAACAGCUUCGAUUUUCUAGGGGGCAGCAAGUCGCCUGAGACGAAAGACGUGGGCGCAUUCUCUUGGGGCGCGCCCAAAGCUAAGACGGGCGAUGAUGACUUCUGGGGCAGUCUGAACAACAAAAAGGACGAAGCGCCUAAGGAUGAAGAGAAGCCGGCUGAGGAGGCAGCUGACGACAUUUGGGGUUGGUCCUCGACCAAAAAGGAUAAGAAGAAAAAGGGCAAGGUGACUGUUAUAGAAGAGUCACCAGCAGCACAGGACGAACCCCUGCCCGCAGCACCCGACGUUCCGGACGCCAGCGACAAACAGCCGGAACCAGCCCUGACUCCAGAAGAGGAAGCCGAGCUCCUAAAAUUACAGACCAAAAAGGACAUUGGCAGCAAAUUGACUAAGAAGCAGACGGAUAGGUACAAACUCCUGACCGACAAAGCUGAGGAAGCGGCCAAGGCAGCAAAGGCAGCAGCACCCGAGACUGCCGAGCCCGUGGGUGGUGACACUGCUGAUGUGCUCGAUCACGCAGGGGCGCUCGCAGAUGUGGACCCAGCUGAUGGCUCUGCUCCCCUCGAUGAUGCCCAAGCCGAAGCAGACGAAAAGGCGCGGAUCAUUCAGGAGGAAGAGGAGGAAAUGGCACAGCUGAGGGGCAAGAAGAAGCCGAAAAAGGCCGACAAGGAUCGCCUGCGAGUCCUUGAAGAGCGCGCCGGCGAACGCCUUCGAGAAGCCGAGGAGAAGGCAGCAGCCAGCGGGAGCACCGCGCAAGAUGACGCCGCACCUGAAUCCGCUGGUGCCCCAGCAGGGGACUCGGCCCUAGCCGAAGAUCCCGUGCCUGAAAUUGACGCCGCGCAGGCCGAAGCGGACGACAAGGCCAGAAUUGCCCAAGAAGAAGAGGACGAGAUGGCCGAGCUGAGGGCCAAGAAGAAGCUGAAAAGAGCGGACAAGGACAGGCUUCAAGAACUUGAGGACCGGGCUGAAAGCCGGGCUCGCGAGGCGGAACAACUGGCCGCUGUCGCACAGGCCGAAGCUGAUGCCGCGCAGGCUGCAGCUGCGCAAGCCGAAGCCGAUGAGAAGGCCAAAAUCGCUCAGGAGGAGGAGGAAGAGAUGGCCCAGCUCAGAGCCAAGAAGAAACUGAAAAGCGCGGACAAGGAGCGCCUCCGAAUCCUCGAGGAAAAUGCCGACCUGCGCUCUCGCGAAGCCCAAAUCGCCCAGCCGGACGAACCUAAUCCAGAGAGUGGCGCAGACAGCAACGAGUCUAAGAGCGACGAAACGGCCCCAACCUCCGUUGAUGACUCCGGUGUACAGGCCGAAAAGGACGAGGCCGCGCGGCUCAUCAGGGAGGAAGAGCUUGAGAUUGAGCAGCUGUUGUCCAAAUCGAAGCUCAAAAAAGCCGAACGAACUAGGCUCAAUGAACUUCAAAACAACAAGGAAAAACGCGAGCAGGAUGCUGCAGCCAAGGCAGACGCCGCCCUUACAGACCCAGUUGACGUGAGUGUGCCAUCAGCCGAGGAUGCACCAGCCAGUGGUGGUAUCGUGGAGCCAAUCCCAGAUGGGGACGACGACUUGGCGGCCAAAAGACUCGUCGAGGACGAGGAGCUCGAGCUCGAGCUGUUGUUGACCAAGUCAAAGCUCAAGAAGGCUGAAAAGGCACGCCUGAAGGAGCUUCAGGAUAACAAGGACCAGCGAGAAUACGAAGCCGCUGCUAAAGCCGCGUCUGAGCCGACUCCUGACGGUGUCGAACCACCAGCUGACGGCGCCGCUGAUAGUGGCCCGGUCUUGGACGAUGCUCCUGUUGACGAGACCGCGGCACAAGACGCAUUGGUCGCCGCCGAGGAGAGUGAGCUCACGGAACUCUUGUCAAAGACCAAGCUCAAGAAGUCAGAGAAGGCUCGGCUCAAGGAGCUUCAAGACCGCAAAGACCAGUGCGACGAGGAAUCCAGACGGGUGGCAGAGAAAGCCGAGGAAGACGAACGACUCGCCCGCGAGAAGGCCGAACAAGAAGCCCGGGAACUCGAGGAGCGAAAGCGCCGCGAGGAGAUCGAAGCCGAGGAGGCUGAGAUCGCCUCGCUCAAGUCCAAGAAGAAGCUCAAGAAGUCUGAGAAAGACCGGCUAUCCGAGCUAGAAUUCCGAGCACAAGACCGCGCAUCAGCCGAAGCUGAGAAGCUGGCUGCAGAACUCCUCAAAGAGGACGCCGAAAACGAGGUCAAGCAAGACGAGCCGAAGGUCUCUAAAGGUUUCUCCUGGGCCGAUGAUGACCCAGCCGACGACAACGGCGCUGGCGACGACUGGAUGGACUGGGGACUGAGCAGCUCCAAGAAGUCCAAGAAGAAGGACAAGUCGAGCCCUCUGAUCGAGUUUGGCGGCACUGGUGAUGCCCCAGCAGUCCCGGACGCGCCACCCGCUAUUCCUGAGGCGGGCGCUUUCGACUUUGGCUGGGGCAAGCCAAAGAAGAAGGACGUGCAGACCCCCGCUGACGACCUCUGGAGCUUUGGUACCGGCUCCAAGAAGAAGUCAAAGAACAGCCCCGCCGAGGUGAUUGACGACCCGAUCAAAGCAGAUUUUACAGGUGAUGCCAAGGACAAGAUGGGUGGAGACGACUUUUGGUCGACUUUUGGCGUUGACAAAAAGGACAAGAGUUCUCGUAAGAACGCCCUGGCCAUGCAGCCCCCACCACCAGCACCUACACCUCCAAGUAUGGAUCUGACAGAAACAGAAGUCGACGCACAUGACGCCGACGAUGCAUGGGGCGACCCGAGUGGCUCUACGGAACUGAGUGGGAGCAAGUCCAAAAAGUCCUCCAAAGAGCCCAAGCUCAGUAAGAAGGACCUCGAGAAGCUGGAGAAGGAAAAGAAAAAGGCCGAGAAGGAGCAGAGAGAGCGCGAGAAGCGCGAGGCCGAGGAAGCGGCGGAGAAAGAGAGGAUCGCAGAAGAGGAGCGCCUCGCCGCCGAAGCAAAGGCCGAAGAAGAGAGGUUGGCCCGCGAGGCUGAAGAGCUAGCCAGGCAGGAAGAGGAGGCGAAGCAAGCAGCUAUCGAUGCUAUCGCGCUGGAGGAGGCCGACCUGGCCAUACUGCAGGCCAAAAAGGACUCGGGCAAGAAACUCACGAAAAAGGACAAGGAGAAGUAUGACAAGCUUUCUGCCAGCUGCCAGGCGCGUGCGGACGAAAAGGCCGCCCAGGAGGCUGCCGAACAGGCCGCACGAGACGAGGAAGAAAGGCUGGCACGCGAGGCUGAGGAGCUUGCCCGCCAGCAGGAAAUCGAAAAGGAGGAGGCCGAGCUCCAGGAGCUGCAGAAGAAGAAGGACGCCGGGAGGAAGCUGCUCAAAAAGGACAAGGAGAAGUACGACCUGCUGCGCUCAAACAAGAAAGCUCGAGACAAGGCUGCCGACGCGGCCAGUGCGCCCGUCGACGAGGCUGCGCCGGCGGGCGGCCCCGAGGCUGACGACGACCUCGACAAGGACCUGGCCAAGCUGGACGCGAAUCAGCUGGACGAACUGGACCAGUUCCUGUCCUCCCCCACAAAGCCCACCGCAAGGGCGGCCGAGGUGGAUCCGUUCGAUUUCUGGGGUGCAUCCAAGAAGUCGCCUAAGCCCAAAAAGGGCAAGAGUCCUGGGGCUGAAGCUCUUCUCGAAGCUACCACGAGCGAUAGCGCCGCGGUCGAGAACUCGGCCCCCAAGGGGGUGGUAGCCGGUGCCUGGUCCGCCUGGCAGGACACGUACCCAUCGUCGCGACCAAGACCAGAGACGCAGUUGGGGGGCGAGGCCGAUCACCAUGACCUUGACAUAGCUACCAGCGCGCCAGCCUCUACUCCAUCACCAGCACUCAUGAAGGGCCGAAAGCCCGUGGGUGGCAAGAUUGCUGACAGAUUAAAGGCAUUUGAGGCUACCAUCCCGCCGCCACCUCCUGCUCCAGUUGCUGACGCUAUCCCGCCACCGCCUCCACCUCCACCGGUGGAACCAGUGGUCGAGGACGGCAAAAAGAAGAAAAAGUCCAAGAGCAGAGCCGCGGAAAUCCCAGGAAGCUUCCCGGUCGAGGACGAUGAGCAGCUCCCAGAUGAUAUAGUUGAGGUCAUCGAAAUGUCUCCCAAGGUCAAGAAGAGCAAGAAGUCAAAGUCAAAGACCGAAGACGCGGCAUCCGUGCCGCCUCCGCCUCCACCUCCGCCUGCUGUUCCAGACGCACCUCUCUCACCACCACCUGAGGCCGUGGAUGAGCCGAGGAAGGAGGGUAAGAAGGAACGGGCCAAGAUCAACCGCGACGGCGGCUCAAGCUGGGGCAUGUGGUCCGCGUCAACGCCAAGCGGCAAGGAAAAGAAGUCUUCCAAGUCCAAGGCGUCCGAUGAGCCUAGACGGGAGAAGAAGUCGCGCUCGCCCGAGAAAGAGGAGAAGCUGUCGGCCCCAGGGUCCUCGUCGGACAAGGCAGAGCGCAGCGAGCGCGUCAGGGAUAUGGCCAAGGAGACACCAGUCCGGCCCAAGCUCAUGAGCGUGUUCAACAGCACGCCCCCAAUUUCCCGAUCCAUGUCAACACGCGAAAAGCGCCACAAGGAGGGCAAGUCGUCACGUCGCAGCUCAUUCGACGUACCGAGCGGUAUCGUCUCGCCACCACCCGAAGAUGAGGUGCCCACGAUGAGCUCCAAGGCGGCCAAGAUCCUAGGCGUGGGUAUCGGUGACUCCCUGGGAAGGUCAAGCAGCAAGCGCAAGAAGAGCUCGAGGGCAGUUGAAGAGGAUGACAUCGUCAUGGUCGGUGCCAACGAUGCCGUGGAGUCGAGUCCUGAGAAGUCUUCGCGCCGGAGGCACAAGCAAUAUCCACGUGAAGAUGACGAUAUUGUCAUGGUUGACGCGGCGGACGCAACUCCGCCACCCGGUCUUCGGCGGUCGAACACGAGCGGAUCAACCAAAAAGGGCCUUGGAGGCCUAUUUGGUGGGAUAUUAUCAACGCCUAAAACCGACCCGAGACCCGAAUUGCGGCGACGGAACACGCACCACAACACAGACGCCGAGGACGGGGGCGCAGCGACGGACGUUGACGCUGAAGCGCGAAAGGCUGCUCGUCGCUUGCGGAGGGCCGAAAGAGAAGCUGCCGAUAAGGAAGGGGAGGAUUCUCGCCGUGCCAAGGAUGAGGCCCGACGUGAGAAGCGUCGAAAACAAGAAGAGGACGAACGGGAGGCGCGGCGCGCUGAGCGACGCGCAGCCAAGUCGCGUCAAGAGGAGGAGCGCCGAGCUGCCGAGGAAAAGGAGGCAGCCCGUGAGGAGCGCAGGAGGCAGAAGCGGCUUGAGCGCCAGCAGGAGCGCGAGCAUGCUGCGGCCAACGGCGAGACCGCCGUCGAAGACGACGAAGCCAGGCGGGCUGCGCGGCGUGAGAGACGAAAGGCUCGUGGCGCCGCCGAGAGCCACCGGGAGCCCGAACGUCGGCAUGCCGACGACGACGACGAAGAGCGCCGCCGCCGCCGGGCUGAGCGACAUGCUGCUCGUGACACGGCCGAGGGCAAAACGUCGUCGCGUCGCCGCACCGAGCGCGUAGAUGACGAAACGCGCCGCCCAUCCAAGCUUUCACGGAGGCACACCGAUGGUUUAGACAAGCUGUUCCGGAAAUCCGAACCGAAUCCCAACCCGUGGCCGUACUCUGGGACGUCAAGCUGGGUCAAGGAUCACAGUGAUGCCGGCCCGCCGCCUGACGAUGCCGAGGCUCCCAACGAAGCCAUGAAUGACAUAGAUGACGCGGCCGCCCGCCACGAGCGGAGACGGCGAAGGAAGUAUGGCGAUGGGGUGGUCGACAUAGAAGUGGGCGACGAGGAUGGCGAGCGCAGGCGAAGGAAGAGGAGGGAAGAGAGGGCUGGGGGCAGUGAUGGCAGCGGGGAGAGGAAGAGGCAUAGCUAUGUCGGGGACGCAUAUGCCACCCCAACGCCUAGAAGCAGCGCGAGCAGCUGGUGGAAGAAGCUGAAGGGCAAUUGAAGUAACGAGCUUACGAUGGGAUUGAUUUCAGGACAUGACUCGAAGGAUACGAAAGGGACGAAAUGGAUAUGAUGGUAUACGACAGUCUUGGAUGGAACACGGUCAAGGAUGGCCGGUCGGCAUGGCUUGUGCUUGAUAUGAUGGGCACGCUGAACCGAGCAAGCGAGCGAGCAACUGGAUUCUGGUACUACUUGGCCUUCGAAUACCCCUACCUUUUUGAAGCAUUUGGAUAGUUGAUUUUUGUAUACCUAAGCACAUCCUCGUGUAAUCUUGCGCCGUCCAAAUGACUUACUUGUUACAGCAUGUGAACAAAA